GCAACUCAGGCACGCCUAGACCAACUCAUGCAGAAAAAGGAGAAAAGUUUUGGUAUACAAAUGCUCUCAGUCCAGCCAGACACCAAACCGAAAGGUUGUGCUGGCUGCAACCGAAAGAUCAAGGACCGGUAUCUUCUAAAGGCCCUGGACAAAUACUGGCAUGAGGACUGCCUGAAGUGUGCCUGCUGCGACUGUCGAUUGGGAGAAGUGGGCUCCACCCUGUACACGAAAGCCAAUCUCAUCCUUUGUCGCAGAGACUAUCUGAGGCUCUUCGGCGUGACGGGAAACUGCGCUGCCUGCAGUAAGCUCAUCCCUGCCUUCGAGAUGGUGAUGCGUGCCAAGGACAAUGUUUACCACCUGGACUGCUUUGCAUGUCAGCUUUGCAAUCAGAGAUUUUGUGUUGGAGACAAAUUUUUCCUCAAGAAUAACAUGAUCCUUUGCCAGACGGACUACGAGGAAGGUUUAAUGAAAGAAGGUUACGCACCCCAGCCCUGAUGUCACGUAGCUUGUUAUCCGAUGCCUCCAGUAGGACACCUCCAAUGGAGCUUUGAUUUCUCAAGCAGGGAGAGCUCCCUUCCUAAUGUGCAUCAUGCAUAGGCUGCCUCUGAUGAAGGACCAGGAACCUCCAGUUCACCAGAAUGCUGGCUGAGUUUAAAAGCUGACCUGUGUUUGUAAUGUCACUUUCAUCUUGCUUAAUAAAUAUCU
Molecule: messenger RNA, 705 nt
Organism: Eptesicus fuscus (big brown bat)
Lineage: Eukaryota; Metazoa; Chordata; Mammalia; Chiroptera; Vespertilionidae
Gene: LMO3
Product: LIM domain only 3
Exons: 5
Coding region: 28-495 (155 amino acids)
Biological process (GO): positive regulation of transcription by RNA polymerase II
Cellular component (GO): nucleus
Molecular function (GO): transcription coactivator activity; DNA-binding transcription factor binding
Source: RefSeq, a predicted model, not a curated record